This is a messenger RNA of Daphnia carinata, 854 nucleotides long. Its product is annotated as proteoglycan 4-like. Bases 36 to 854 code for a protein of 272 amino acids. NCBI's taxonomy places the organism in Eukaryota, Metazoa, Arthropoda, Branchiopoda, Diplostraca, Daphniidae. The transcript has 3 exons. The record is from RefSeq and is a predicted model, not a curated record.
CUUUGAUACCGGGCAGUUCUUUAAGUUUCAUCACCAUGACAAAGGUGAAUUUCCAUUUGGCUGUCCUAUGCGGAUUGGCAAUGCUCAGCGUGACACUCGCAGAGCCGACCAUGUACGGUGGUGCUACACCUGCUCCGCCAAAAUAUCCAGCUCCGCCAAAAUACGAAGCUCCAGCUCCACCAAAAUACGAGGCUCCAACUCCACCAAAAUACGAGGCUCCAGCUCCACCAAAAUACGAAACUCCGGCCCCACCAAAAUACGAAACACCAGCUCCGACAACUCCGACUCCGCCAAAAUACGAGACUCCAGCUCCACCAAAAUAUGAAACUCCUGCUGCUCCUAAAUAUCCAAAGAUGGACGGUGGUAUGAAGUACAAGCGAGCUAUCGACGAGCAAACUGAAGUAGGCAAGGAAGACAUCACCGACGAAUCCGACAUGACGGCGGAGGAAUUCACACCUAAGGAAAUCGAAGCAGCACGUGACGCUGUCAUGAAGAGCCUCAUGACCAUGAUUGAGGAUUCAGUUACGUCCGACGAUGUUGACACGUUUGGCGAUGCAACUGAACAGUUUGAUGAUACCGCCAACGAUCAAGAUACGGAAUCCUUCGAACACGAGCAAUCAACGGCUGAUCACGAUGAGGAGGACUUGACCCAUUUGGAAAGGAGUGCUCCUGAGGAGGACGAAAAAACAUCUGAAGACAGGAGCCUUCUAUUCAGCCCUGGGAUAAAGAGAUUGCGCCUCCUAAUAAAGAAACGUAUCGAUGCAAAAUUGAAAAUCAAGGGUCAACAGUGCGUAUGCCAAGAAGAAGAUCGUGCGUCCAGUCGUCGUGAAGAAAAUCGUCCGUCCAAUCAUUAA